UUCUCCAUCUUGGGUCACACGGGGACAACGCGGUCUGGUUUUCAUGAAACGGAUGGUGAAGAAGAGUUGAGCGUGCGGCGCAGAGUGGCCAUUUCCUUUUGAGGAUCCGUUGUGGGAUCAUCUGUGAACUCCAUUGUCCCGUUGAUCUUGCCACCAGUUCACCCAUCACUCUGGUUGUGAAGAGGAGCGGUCUCCAUUAGAAGAAAUGGAGCAUCGAGGCAAAACGCUGGGGGCUGAUUUCAACCCCAACAUUCUGCUGCAUAGAUUCGAUGCUCAGCAGACGUUGCUGCUUAAAGAAGAUGCUCCUGAAGAAUAUGGUCUUGACAUACAAGGUUCAGAGUCUCUCCCACCAACCAUGACUGAGGAUGAUGAAGUGUUUCUCCUGUCGUCUCACCUACAUCAGUACCACAUACAAGACAGAGAGUUACCAGAAGUUCACUAUGAAGCAGUAGAACCCAUCAAGAAUCAAGAUCAUGAAGAUUAUUCCAACUCAUCAGAGACUGAACUCAUUGAGGAGGAGGAUGAAGAGAUGGGUGAAGCUGCUGUAAAUGUUUUCUGUCAACUUGAACAAUUACCAAAUUACAGGCAGGGGAAUGACAGCAAGGUGAGCCAUUCAGCUAACGGUUCUCCAAUCUCUGAGGAUAAAAUGACAUUCUUUACUUCAAAGAAAACUCUAGACUUAAUAAGGAAAGUUGAGGUUGAAAUGAAGAUUAGCUGUGAUGACAAUGGUAAAAUAUGUAAUAGAAAUCCAACAUCAAAAAGAGAUGCGAGAACCCUAGCAGGACAUGAACAUCUCUGUAAAUUGUGUGGACACACAUUUAACGACAGAAGAAACUUAGACACACACACCAGAUCCCACACAGGAAAGAAACCUUUCAGUUGUGAUCUUUGUGGAUACAAGUGUAGUGUAAAAUCAAAUUUAAAUGUACACAUGAGAAUCCACACAGGAGAGAAACCUUUCAGUUGUGAUCUCUGUGGAUACAAGUGUAGCGUAAAAGCAAGUUUAAAUGUACACAUGAGAAUCCACACAGGAGAUAAACCU
Messenger RNA from Xiphophorus couchianus (Monterrey platyfish), 1042 nucleotides. Its product is annotated as zinc finger protein 813-like. NCBI's taxonomy places the organism in Eukaryota, Metazoa, Chordata, Actinopteri, Cyprinodontiformes, Poeciliidae. Gene Ontology annotation, biological process: regulation of transcription by RNA polymerase II. The record is from RefSeq and is a predicted model, not a curated record. The annotation marks the transcript as partial. Gene Ontology annotation, molecular function: RNA polymerase II cis-regulatory region sequence-specific DNA binding; DNA-binding transcription factor activity. The transcript has 4 exons.